This is a messenger RNA of Lolium perenne, 1733 nucleotides long. RefSeq lists its product as uncharacterized. NCBI's taxonomy places the organism in Eukaryota, Viridiplantae, Streptophyta, Magnoliopsida, Poales, Poaceae. The record is from RefSeq and is a predicted model, not a curated record.
GCCCUUGAAACCUUGCAUGUGACUGCUCAGUGGCAACUGUGCAUGCAGGCACGGAGUAGAACAUAAACCCGUCGACUGAACGUAUGCUGUUCAUUUGAGCAGCAGCUCUGUGAUCAUACAACCCCCAAAAAAAUACAGAUCGAGAUGAGCAGCAAAGAGCAUAUGGGAACAGGCGCGGCGGAGCUUGUCCGGAUCGUUUCUCGGCGGAUGAUCAAGCCGCCGCCGUCGUUCUCGGAGGAGGCUGUGAACAUCCACCUCACGCCCUGGGACCUCUGCCUCAUCACCGUGGACUAUAUCCAGAAGGGUAUACUCCUGCCCAAGCCGCCCGCCGGCGGAGUGGUGGUCGACACCCUCGCGUCCUCAUUCGCGCGCGCCCUGGGAAAGUUCCACCCCUUCGCCGGCCGGCUGGUCGUGGAGCAUCACGACGGCGGGACCACCACAGCCGUCCUGCUCAAGUGCACGGGAGAAGGCGCCGAGUUCAUCCACGCGGUGGCGCCCGGUGUGGCCGCCGCGGACAUCGCCGGCUCGAUACACACCCCUUCGGUGGUCUGGGCGUUCUUCCCGCUCAACCAUGUGCUCGGCGCGGACGCUGCCACGGAGUCGCUGCCUGUGCUGUCGGCGCAGGUCACCGAGCUCGCCGACGGCGUCUUCAUCGGCAUGUCCCUGAACCACUCCGUGGGUGACGGCACCGCCUUCUGGAAGUUCUUCAACACCUGGUCAGAGAUCAACCGGGGUGGCGUCGACCUGCGCGGGCCGGCGCCGGUGCACCAGAGGUUCUUCAUGGACAGCAGCCCCGUGCCGGUCAUCCUGCCGUUCAGCAAGCUGCAGGACGUCGUCCUGCGGCUCGAGCGUCCGGCGGUACAGGAAUGCUUCUUCACCUUCUCCGCGGCGAGCAUCCAGAAGCUCAAGGCGAGGGCGAACAGAGAAACGCCGGCCGCCAUCACGGUCUCCUCGCUCCAGGCCCUGCUCGCGCACCUUUGGCGGGCGGUGUCCCGUGCUCGGCGCCUCCCGCCGGAGCAAGAGACAUCUUACUCUCUGCUCAUCGGAUGCCGAGGGCGUGUGAAGGGGAUACCACAAGUCUACAUGGGCAACGCCGUGGUGUUCGCCAAGGCGAGCUCCACCGUCGGCGAAAUCCUGGACAAGGGGCCAGGGCUAGGCUGGACGGCGUGGCAACUGAACCGCGUAGUGGCGUCAUUCGACGAGGCUGGCAUGGCGGACUGGCUGGAUCGCUGGACCAAGAAGCCGGAUUUCCUCUACGCGGGGGCGAAAUCGUUGGGAGGUGCUGCGGUCACCACCGGGAGUUCGCCACGUUUCGACGUGUUUGGGAACGACUUCGGGUGGGGGAAGCCGGUUGCCGUGAGGAGCGGCUGCGGCAACAAGAUUGACGGGAAGGCGACGGUGUUUGAGGGGCCCGAGCGGGGAGGUAGCAUGUCGCUGGAGGUGUGCAUCACGCCAGACGCGCUGCAGAGGCUUGUCGCCGAUGAGGAGUUCAUGGACGCCGUCAGCAUGCCGAUGUGAUCAGGUUAUCAAAAACUCGUGUGAUGCUAAGAUCUUUAUGUGUGGAGGCGCAGCGGUGGCGGGUUGUCCUCGUUCUUGUCGAUCUGCCGGUGUUUGUAUUCUUUUUCUUUUUCUCUGUUGGUUCCUUUGGGCUUGGUUGUGCUGCGGCCCCAGCAUGCUUGUUGUAUCGUGGUUGCUAUAUUAAUAUAGCGGGCGAAAGCCUAUAUCGAGGAAAA